GAGAGAGAGAGAGAGAGAGAGAGAGAGAGAGAGAGAAGGAAGAAUGAGUGUAUGAGAGAAACAUUUCAAGAGAGAAAGAGAAAAGGAGGAGAUUAAAAGGGAGAGCGACAGAGACCACCUUGUGUUGAGUCUCAUGCACGGGACUGAAACGCCAUCCUCUACUGGCUGCUCCCGUUCAGAAAAGUAGAGAUGGCCUGUGUGACCUCUGACCUGGGAGUGCUACUGCUGCUCCUAUUGGUUGGUGGAGUUCCGCAGACGCACGGGGGGCGAAUUCUGAUCAUCCCGGGCGAGUUCAGCCACUGGAAGAACAUGCGGGUCAUCGUGGACGCCCUGGUGGAACGCAACCACACCGUCACGGUUCUAAUCAACACCGGGUCGCCGACCAUUGACCCCACGCGCCAGGAGAAGUUUCAGAUCCGUCAGUACUUCGUCCCCAUGCAACAAGAAGACAUGAACAAAGUUUGGGACGAAUUCAUAGAAUACUGGAGGUACCAGAGGAAUGGAACGAUCCAGCAGUCGUUCUCUGCAGCAAAGGGUAUCAUGAACACUUUCUUCGGCUACCUAACUGUCGUUUGUAGAGGACUGACUGGAAACGAGACCCUUGUGGCAAAGCUGAAAGAACAUAAAUACGACGUCGUCCUCAGUGACCCUUUCACUCCCUGCGGUGACCUGUUGGCGGACUUGCUGGACGUGCCUUACAUCAUUGUGCUGAGGAACACCUUUGGCUACACACUGGAGAGGAUGUGCGGUCAGAUGCCAACGCUUCCCUCCUACGUGCCCUGCAACCCCAUCACGGCCACAGAUCAGAUGAACUUCUCAGAGAGGAUGAGCAACUUUAUCCGCUAUGCCACUCACUCUGCCUUGUUCUACUUCCACACGUCAACGCAGAUGAACAAGGUCUACAGUGAAGUUAAAGGGGAACCAGCGGACAUGUGUGAAGUGCUGGGCAGGAAGGCAGACCUGUGGCUUCUGCGCUCCAACUGGGAGUGGGACUACCCGAGACCCUUCCCACCAAAUUUCAUCUUCAUUGGCGGCCAUCACUGCAAACCUGCUAAACCUCUGCCAGUGGACUUGGAGGAGUUUGUGCAGAGCUCAGGAGACGAUGGCGUUGUUGUGUUUACAUUUGGUUCCCUCUACAAGAACCUCACACCUGAGAGGAGAGACAUGUUUCUCACAGCUUUUCAACAGAUCCCACAGAAGGUUAUAUGGGGAUUUAAUGGAGAAAGACCACAGCAUCUUCCUCCAAAUGUACGAAUCUACAAAUGGAUUCCUCAGAAUGACUUGCUUGGCCAUCCAAAGACCAAAGCGUUCAUCACGCACGGAGGCUCAAAUGGUCUAUAUGAGGCCAUCUACCAUGGGGUGCCACUGGUGGGAAUCCCAAUGUUUGCAGACCAACCUGACAACAUUUUCAUCCUGGAGAAGAAAGGCGCAGCUGUUCAGCUGGACUUCUACUCUAUGGACUCUAGUGACCUGGUCAAAGGUCUACAGGCGGUCAUAAACAACCCAUUGUACAAAGAGAAUAUAAUGAGGCUGUCCCGCCUCCAUCACGACCAGCCAAUGAGACCCUUGCACCGAGCUGUGUUCUGGAUCGAGUUUGUGAUGCGUAACAGAGGAGCCAAACACCUGCAGGUUCAGGCCCACAACCUCACCUGGUAUCAGCUUCGCUGUCUGGAUGUCUUCCUCUUCCUGUUAACCAUCGCUGUGCUGGUCGGUUGGCUGAUCCUUCUGAUGCUUCGAUUUUGUGUACGAAAGUGCUUUGGGAAACGUCAACAAGGCAAGACAAAAGCAGAAUGAGCUUUGAACUUAUGAGUUUUUGGAUUACGGGGAACAUCAGGACAAAACAGAAAUCAGGAGGAAAGAGUUGGUAGUCAUUGGUCAGCAUCACUUGUGCCAGUGAGUGUAUGUAAGUCUCAUGCAUAAUGAGAAGAAAAUGUUAUUAAUGUUGCAUCACAGUACAUCAGGACAUGAAGAACUAUGAAACCCUCUAUGAAAUUGAAUAUUGUGAAUAUUCUCUUCAAUAUUAUUGAUGCACUUAAAACACAUCACUGUGCUUUCUGGAUAAGCUAGAAUGGAGCGAAAUCACUGCAAUGUGUCAUGUAAUGAUUAUCAUGUUACAUUAAACUGAAGACUGUCACUUUCGCACAGUUAAAAAUGGAGUGUUACUGUAAUUCAACACUCAGAGAGCACCCUGGGACCAGAUACCCUUUUUUCUAUGCAUUCCACCUCACCUACUCCACAAACUAUUUCAGAUAAUGUAUACAGUAAUAAUAACAAAUCAUAAAAUCCAAGAACUGAACAUCAAGGUUAUUACACAUAUGGAACAUGACAUCACAUCAUUCACACAUAAUUUCCAUCGCCUGCCAUCUGGAAAAUGUUGAGUGCAUAGGAUGAGUGUAGACUGAAGUGCCUAUACAAGACAGGAUGCAUUCAUUUAAGGGGAAUACUGGUGGGGUUUAACAGCUAAUGGAGGUGUGGAGAAACACAAAAGACUUUGGAGAGGAGAGACUGUGGGUCGUGUGGUGUGGGGUGGGGUUGGAGGUCUGUAGGAUUGAAGAGGAAGAGGAGGAGGAAGAAGGAAGAUGGCAAGGGAGAAGAAGCAUAGUAUCACUUUUGAGCAGAAAUUUCGGUAACACUUUAUUUUAGGGAUACAUCUAUAAGCACUUAUACAUACAAUGUUAAUGCCUGCAUAAGUAACUUGUAAGGUAUGUAAGCAAACACUAAGGCCUACUAGGUCCUUACUAAGGUUAAAUUGGUAAUAAAUCCCUUAUUGUGCAUGAACAAGACAUUUGCGAAUAUCUCAAGUAUCUCUGAGUUCUUUAUUCAU
Messenger RNA from Engraulis encrasicolus (European anchovy), 2824 nucleotides. RefSeq names its product UDP-glucuronosyltransferase 2B20-like. The coding region runs from base 190 to 1794 and encodes 534 amino acids. The transcript has 7 exons. NCBI's taxonomy places the organism in Eukaryota, Metazoa, Chordata, Actinopteri, Clupeiformes, Engraulidae. The record is from RefSeq and is a predicted model, not a curated record. Gene Ontology annotation, molecular function: glucuronosyltransferase activity.